CAACCUGGAGAUAUCAAUAACACAACAUGAUAUUUAUGACAAGCUUUGGGGGAAUUUUAUGAAAUUAUGAUCGACUGUGGAGCUGUCGGACAUGACGGACUGUGUUGUUUUUCUGAGGACGCUAUAGACCAUAUCGUGAUAUACGGAACAUACAUAGAGAAAUAUCCUAUAUAUGUACCCAUUGUUGCGGGCCUCCCAAUGAAUGUUGUAUAAGCUCGCUAGACAUUGAUUAUUAGUAGCAUGUACAAUGUACGUUGAAGUCUUCAGGACAUAAAAUCAAUGACGUCCCUGAUGUCUGACAGCAAACUGUAUAUAUAUUGCAGCGUCUGCACGCUUCAAAUCGGGAAAGGAAAUGCGGAGGCCUGAAUAAUUGACAUCAUUUAGGAGAGGAGCCUCUGACGAAACUGGACAUGCAGAUACCGUUGUCGCAACAACAAAUGUGUGUACAGCAACGCUUUUGAAGUGUCCGCUUCCAGGGCCGUGACCGACAGUGUUUAUUUAAAAGCUGCAUCAGCAAUGACAAUCAUUUUACUACAUCUGAUAUAACAAAACAUCAUACGCCACGGUUGCGGGGGAACCGGUCUAUAUUAAUUAAUUGCGUGUUGCCUGGUAAUUGACGGCUAGUGAAAGCUCUUACCAUUAAUAGCAAGGAAGGCCACAUCUGUGCAAGGAGAUUGGAGCAUGUAAAUGCUGCAGAUAUUCUGAUAAAGGACAGUGACGACCACCGUGUGAGAGGUGACCAGCAGGUUGUUGCACUGUGGCAUUCAUUGAAAAUUGUUGUCUGAUGCGUCUGAUCAAGACACCAGCAUCAGCAACUUGCGAGUGCAAGGCUUCUGAUUGUAAACCAAUGACAUACUGGUCUUUUUUGUUGAAUUUUCCAAAGCUCUGGCCUCAGCUACAUUCAAACAUAAAGUGCCACGGGGAUAUGGAUUUUUCGCAAGGUUGUGACAGGGAAAACAGUUAUGACAACCACCUGAUAUAGUGGCGUACGCGGGUGACGUACUCGUGCCGGUAAUUUCUCUCACAGUUUAGUAUGCAAAUUAGGACAUUCAACAGUCUGACCAGGUAAAUAUGAUAAUGGGACAUGAUUGCCAUGGAUAAUUCUUGUCUUCUAAAUACUUCAUGUAGUAUAUGAUCACGUUUACUUUAAGUUGAAACCACACACGAACAGGUUGUUAUGUCAUGCUUGCAAUGGGACUAAGGCACCGACGUGAAACCCCGUGAACCACUACUCCUGGUGUGCUGUAUUGGAUUUGUGUGUCGUCGUGUCGUAUAGUCAAAACUAGUAAAUGAUUCGAAAGGGAAUAAUACAUUAACGUUGUUGUUGCAUGGAGUAUUGACCGAAUGAGAGACAUCAGUUUUGAUGGUGUGAACCAGCGUACAUGUUGUGACCAGAAGUGAAUGGCAUGAAUGUUGAUAGGUAGAUGAAAGGGGAAUUUGCUAAAGGAUGGAUUAAUUUAAGACAAGAGCAAAGUUAUGAUAAUUCAUUAAAGGGGUUGUUAAACUGAAGACAUCGUAUCUGCCCAGUUGAUUUCUUUGGUUCUGGUGGAGUGUAUUUAGAGAUUCCUUCUGGAUACAAAAGGAUUACCUUCGCUGUACUGAGGCGUCCUUUUGAAUGAGACAGGUCUCAGCCAAAAGAGAAACCCGACAUUGGAUUAACUCAACGUGCUAUACUGGCCCGUAAGUUGACCGUAUCUCGCUAAUGUUGAGAUAAAGGUUCCCUUUGCCUUUCUUGGACUAGCGUCUUCGAAGUAUUCUGAGUGUCCAAAUAAUUGAGGGGCGAAUUUGGGUUUCUGCAAACAGUGAAGUCGAUUCGGGUGUUUUUGUGUGUAAAAACGUGGUCUCUGCUUGAACAGCCAUAAUGGCAUCGCGACAGCAACCCGAGGAGGACCCAGACAUUGACAUUGAUGAUGAGGAAUGGAAUGGAAUCGAGGAUGAGCUGAGUACCUCGGAGUCUUCGGAGGAGGAGGAGGAAGAGGAGGAACAGACACGUAGGCCUUCUCCUCACUUCGUGCCACAGGACCCGGAUCUUCUGCAGCGCAAACAAGAGGCGCUGCACAACUCGCAAGACACAUUAGUCCUUACCAAACAGUUGAAACAGCGCAAUGUGGCUGAGAGUCGCGACCACGGGCUGUAUCAUCGGCAGCAUGAUGCUGAGGGAUUACUGAACCAUCGCUACAAGCCGCAGGUCACCCUUCAGGGGCGUGGGCAGAAGGAUGUUCAGAAUGUUGACUUUUCUGAGGACAUAUCAUUGGAUGGGCGGCGAGGAAAAGAGGGUAGGCACUACAACUCUGGCAGUGGCGAAAGAGCGCUGACUCCGACAUCCCCAACCACACCUGUACUUGUCGUCAGCGGCGAGGACGACGCAGAGCGCCGAGGACGGGUGUCACCCCGGAUUUCUCCACGGGGACAGACAAGCAAACAAGACCCAUGGCAUGGAAAGCGGCAAGGUGCCGCGAAAGGAUCUCUGCCAUCUAUCGCAGUACAACACACCCGGUCAGAGUCCUCCGGCUUGCCGUCCAUAGGGAAGAGCCAAUCGAAUGAGACACUACCUGCGGCUGGCAGACGGUCCCCUCAUAGGAACUCCCGGCCGGAUACACCAGACAUUGCUACUCUAAGUCAAAGGAUGCAUAAUAGUAGUUUAUCAAAAUCCUCGGAGAAUCUCCGCCACGGUGUGUCGUCCCCUACGGCCCCGCUUCAGAGCCCGCGCCUGGAGCAGCGAGGCCUGCCAGCACACCGUCCAAAGUCACCCAAGGUGUCGCUGCGAGUGAACAUGAAUAAGAGCAAUCAGUUGUACUCCAAGGACGAGUUGCGCGCCUCUAGUCCGAACUCUCAUCAGCGUUCAUUAUCAGCGGGGACGCCGAGGAUGUGAUAAAUAUACAUGAUACUUGGUGAAUUGUCAGUUGAGCAUACACGGAUGCCCACCAAACGGAGUGACUAGCCAUGCGUCAUAGCUUGGUGUAAUGGCUGUUAAAGAUCCCUUGCGUGGUGAUCGGGAGUCUAACAUGUCUAACAUGCCAGUACCAUGUCGGACGUUUUGGGGACGGCAGCUGGGACAAGGAACAAUAUCUUUCGUUACCAGCUGCUGUAGUCAUAACGUAUCUGCCUGAACAGAAACUGUAACUGUUCUGUAGUACGGGAACAGACAGGCCAUCGUUUGGAGAGAAGUUUGUUAAGUAUAAAUGAGGCAUGCGGAGGUGACGGACUUCUGGUUUCCUUCUUGAGUUGACCAAAGCUCUACUUCAGCAGUUGGUCUGCAGUCUCAUUUGAUGUUGUGACGUCGUUGGUCAUUAUUGCUUCUAGUCAUAUAGGAAACCUCUCAUCAAAGAUGUACUGUAGUCGAUUAAGAAUAACCUGAAUAUACAUGUAUAUUGCUUCUGUCCACAGACGAAUAGCGACUGCCGAGUCAUUUAGUCGAGGCUCGCCACGAAUCUAGAAACUCAUGUCUCGCUCAUUCCUCUGGACGGCCAAUCCGGCCAGCAGGUAUGAAAUUUUCUGAAUUUCGCUGAAAUCGUAGGCGUACAUCCAUCAUGAUUACACAGUACAAUCAUAAUGUAUUUUUCUUGUUGUCGUCAUAUCGCUUGUAUAAUAUCGCAAUAAAUUCUCCGUCCAGACUGGUAAAUGUGUAUUCCGUCCAAGUCGGUCAUGUUCAUCCCUCGGCACGCCGUCGAAGCUAACUGAAAUAAUAUUGUGUGUCUUCAUAGUCCAAGAAGUUGUUGUUUUUUCCUUUUAAGUGGAACCUUGGUUAAUCUAAGGGGGGCUUAAAUCUGGUAAUGAUAAACCGUCUGGUGGUCUCCAUAAUUGCUGGCGAUGCCAACCAGUAAAACGUAUCGUCUUGGUUUUUGUAACAUGUGCUGUUCGGUUUCUUUUGUUUAUUUCAUAAUGUAAGUAAAUAUUCAAAUACAUGUACCAGUUCA
Lineus longissimus is the source of this 3917-nucleotide messenger RNA. RefSeq lists its product as uncharacterized. The record is from RefSeq and is a predicted model, not a curated record. Bases 1862 to 2872 code for a protein of 336 amino acids. Lineage: Eukaryota; Metazoa; Nemertea; Pilidiophora; Heteronemertea; Lineidae. The transcript has 2 exons.